UUUACCCGCCUCCGGUCCCGAGUAAUCCUUCAGCAGACACAAACGGGGAAAUUGCUUAGAUGAACAUGAACAUCCCGGAAUUCCUCGUCAAUUAAGGUUCUCUCAAGCUCAAUUUCUCGUAUGUCUAUCUAUUGAAUGUCAAUGGCAACAAAACCUUUUUGUCGAUCAGAGAUCAGAAACUGGAAACGAAGUUCAGUGAGAAAUGGUGGCUACCAAGGCGAAAGACUGCCUGGUCGCGGGUCUGCCUACUGAGGAUAAUCGCAUCCGUAAGAGUGCGAUGGGAAGUUUUAAGGUCUAUACGGAGAAAGAUAAGAUUAAAGUUGAUUCCAGUUGCAAGAAACCUGUAACAAUAAAGAAGGGGUCUUCAGCAGAUUGUGCGAUUCAAUCAAAGGGAGGCCUGCAACGCUCAUCGAAGAAUGCAGACAAAAUUGAAGUCUCUGGGCCCAAAAGCAUGGUAAGAAGAGUAUUGGCAGAUGUGAGUAACGUCCGAGUCAACUCUUCGAGGAAAACAGUGCAAGAUGGCUCCAAGCAUAAGGCUACAAUUGGGACUAGAGCUAGCAGUACAGUCCGUGUCCCACUUAGGAAAUCAUUGCCAUUGGGAAAGGCAGUGAAGAAUUCAGGCGAAGCUGUUCGUGACUUACAUGCUUCAAGAAAAGGGUGUGUCGAAGAUUCAAAAGGGUUUUCAGUCUAUGAAACAAACAAAAUAGAUGGAAGCUGUGAAUCCAGUACUUUAAAUGCCAGGAGAACUAGGACGAUGUCUCUUGUUGAAACAAGGAGAUCUUUACCAGUGCUAAAGAGGAUGAACCAGGCAACUGCUUUGAACCCGAAGGAAGUUACUGAGAAGCUAGAAAAUGCCAAGGGAUUUCAAGCAUGUAUGACUAAAUCUGGCAAGAAUGCAGUAACCCAAGCAAAAAAUACAAGAAUUCAGCUAUGGAAAAACCGAGUGAGCGAUGGCCACGUUAUAAUGGGUCAAGCCAAGGUGGACACAAAUGCAACGUCGAAGAAGUCUAGUAAGCCCAUUGUAAGGACCACGAAGAAGGCUUCUGGUACUCAAGAGGCAUCAAAACCCAAAUAUGCAACAGUUGUAAUCAAAUCAAUUUCUAAUACUGCAUCAUCAUCCGCGAUUGUGAAACCGUCGACAUCUCUUUGUGAGGAUAUAACUAAUGUGUCCAUUCAAGAGAAGGAUGCAUCUGAACCUACUUGUAAUCCAAGUACGAGUACGGAUUUCUCUUUCAGGAAAAAAGUUGGUCGUAGGAGAUCGUAUACAUCCUUGUUGGUUGUUGGAGCGAAGUUGCUGGACAAAUGUGCUGUAGAUACAGGGCUAGCUAACCUACCCAGUAUUGACAAUGACUUCAACCAAAUGGAGGUUGCUGAAUACGUUGAGGAGAUAUAUCAGUAUUAUUGGGUUAUAGAGGCACAAAGUUCGUCUCUUUCAAAUUACUUAUCAGUACAAACAGAAAUUACCCCCCUUAUGCGAGGCAUUUUGAUCAACUGGUUGAUUGAAGUACACUUCAAAUUUGACUUGAUGCCUGAAACACUAUUUCUCUCUGUUACAUUGUUUGACCGGUAUCUCUCCCAAGUCAUAAUAAAAAAGAAUGAAAUGCAGUUGCUUGGUCUUACUGCACUGUUGUUGGCAUCGAAAUAUGAAGAUUUUUGGCAUCCUAGGGUUAAGGAUCUAAUUAGCAUUUCAGCUGAGUCUUACUCAAGACAGCAAAUGCUACAAAUGGAAGCACUCAUUCUUAAGAAGUUGAAGUUUCGCCUGAACAUGCCUACUCCAUAUGUUUUCAUGUUAAGGUUUCUCAAGGCUGCUCAGUCUAAUACUCAGCUUGAACACUUGUCAUUUUACUUGAUCGAACUGACCUUGGUUGAAUACGAAGCUCUUAGUUUUAAGCCGUCGUUGUUGUGUGCAUCGGCGAUAUAUGUUGCACGGUGUAUGCUGCGGAUAAGUCCAUAUUGGACUCCACUACUAAACAAACAUGCACGCUACGAAGUGUCCCAAAUAAGGGAAUGCGCUGAGAUGAUCUUGAAAUUUCACCAAUCUGCUCAACUGGGACAGCUGAAAGUCACGUAUGAGAAGUACAUGAAAUCUGAUUUUAGUGCUGUUGCAGCUGUGAAACCACUGGAGAAGCUUCCUCCUUGAUUUUUAUUCUCAUUAUUUGUAAUUCAUUUGAUGUUAGUAGGUAAACUUUCCCCUCGUCACUGGAUCCCCUUUCUUUCAGCUGAAGCAUGGUCUAUAUACCCGCUGUAUUAACCUUUUACGAAUCCCCACAGGAAGCAUACUUGUGGGUGUAGAACUGUAAUACUAUAGAAGGUCACGGCCACGGCUCACAAUAGUGCAGGAGUCCUGGCCAUGCAUGGCGUCUAUCUUCUCCGGCUUUGUGUUUGUGCCAUUCGUUACAGUUGUGUAGUCUUUGACUCUUGUAACAGUUCGUAUUCCAUCUCGGUAUAGGUUGUGUUAGAAUCCAACCUCUUUUGAGUUCAUAAUAA
Messenger RNA from Momordica charantia (bitter melon), 2487 nucleotides. RefSeq names its product cyclin b3;1 (gene CYCB3;1). The record is from RefSeq and is a predicted model, not a curated record. Lineage: Eukaryota; Viridiplantae; Streptophyta; Magnoliopsida; Cucurbitales; Cucurbitaceae.